CGCAUUCAUUCAUCACCUUCCACACACACAAAUAUGAAAGGACAAAAGAAUCAUUUGGUAUCAUGUGAUGCCAUAACUACAUCAACAUACGAAGAGAGCACCGCAUCAAAGCUGCGAAAGAAACAAAUCUGUAAUCUUAUCGGACAAUACAAAUUGGAUGAUGAAAAAGAAGGCAGAUUAGGUCGAUUAUGCAAUACGGCACAAUGGAUCAUCAAAGUUGCACAAAGUCGUGGUGCGAUGUCAUGUCUGAUGAUCAAAAAUGUCGAUUAUCUUGGACGUAGAGAAGGUGUAUGGGCAAUGUCUGUCAUCACUGCAGAUAAUCAAAAGUUAAAUUUGGCCUUCCCGGGAAGGUGGUUUAAUGAAGUUAAAGAAUACUUUCGACCUCAACAGUACAACCCAUUCAUCUUAUCUGGCGCAGGAGCAAUCAUUCAUCCAAGCAGCGAUAAACUUUCCUUUUCGGCAAAUGCUUGUUGUCUGUAUAUGCUAGACGUUUCACAAUUCAAGAGCGACAAUCAGCAUUCGGCAUGGCACGGCUGGCUUGAUGUCAGUGAAGCAGUCAUAGUAGAAAAGCCAAGCUUGUGCGAAGUAGCAGAAGAAAGAAAAGCGGAUGCGACGGAUGAAGAACCACAACCUGAGAUCUUUUCGACACCCCCGCAGAGUCAACAUCUUUCGCCAUCUGUCAAUCGUCCGCAACAGAAAAGCUUGCCUACACCUCCAGCCGUCGAUGAGAAUUCAAAUAUACAAUCCGACAAUAGGAAACAGAAAGACCAGACAAUUUCUUGCAAAGAAGAGACCGUAUCGCAAAAAAGCCAAGCAAAUCCUCGCAAGGAAGAAUUUCUCUCGCCUAUUUUCUCAACGAAAAGGAAAUCGAUAGACGAAAACGAUCCAUCCAGCCAUCGGUCACAGAAACAGCGUUCGAUUGCCUCAUCGGUAGAGCCUGAUUGGCUCGAUACUCCUGCACCCGUUCGCAUCGAUAGACGUCCGAUGGACACUUUGCCUCUGGACACAAAUACACCAACACCGUCAUUCAAGAAGAGUAGCUCAAACAUAUCAGAAAAGCCUGCGACCUCCAAUCAAUCCAACACGACAGCCAACACUUUCAGAGGAGGUAAGACGAUGUCCAAAAAGGCAAUUGCUGAAGCUCAGGAGCAACGUACUGUAGGGGGAUACUUGAUCACACCAAUCUGUAAAGUGACUUGCAUGUACAAGAAGCAAAACACCUUUGGACGUGUCACUUCAAAUGAACAAAUCAUCAGAGCAGGAAGCGGCACGGGAGAUUAUAAGCUAACGGCGUAUUUGGAAGAUGUUUUUCCGUUACAAGGUUAUAAGCCUUUGAUGACUUUCAAUCUUUUCGAGUCGAAGCAAAGCGAUCUUCCCAGUUGCAAGGCAGGUGAUAUGCUUGCCAUAGUAAAUUUUGCUACAAGAGAAUUCAAUAGUGCUAUCCAAGGAACAGGCUAUAAAGGUAGUACAGGCUGGAUUGUACUUUCAGCAGAAACGGGUAAAUUUCAAUUUUCCAAAAGUAUGGAGAUCGCAAGGCCAAUGAUUCUCUGUGAUGAGAUGCGAACUCAUUUUGACAGAAUGUACAAGAGUAUUGGCACACCUGCUCCGGUGGAAAGUCGAAGACGUAGACAGGCGAAAUUAUCAGAAGUUGAACCAACUGUUUUCUUCAAUGCAGAAGUACAGGUUGUUUCCAUGUGGGAUGGUUUACAGCCUUGCAUUUAUGUUACGGAUUAUACCUGCCAUCCUCGUCUGCCGAUGGCACAAGAUGUUCGAUUGAAUGUGUACACUCAAGAUGAAUUGAAAAAGCAAAUGGAGAGAGAGAGAAACGAAGGCGGUGGCCGAGUGAUGCCAGUGUACGUUUGGGAACAUACAGAUAUUCUUCAGGAUAUUAAAGCUGGAGAUUAUUUAAGCAUGCGUAACGUUCGGCCAAAGUUGAACAAAGCCGAUUUCUUAGAAGGAAAUAUAGGUGACAAGGAUGAUUCUUUGCAUCCGAAUAAGAUCAACAUUUAUAAAAUUGCAGAUGAAGAAAUAAUAAAAGCCAUCGAAGAGAGAAAAGAGGCUUAUCAAGAAGAAGCGGCAAUCUCUCAAGCAGAGUCGAGCUAUCAACAAAGCAGCGCCUCACCUUCAGCCAGUCAAUGACUAUCAAAGCAAUGAGAGCUUUGUAUAUACCCGUGGAAUGAUGCGAAGAGAGAGCAUUAGUCGCUCAUGUAAUUUUGUCCUGUACAUACUUACCUUCUCAA
Molecule: messenger RNA, 2240 nt
Organism: Meira miltonrushii
Lineage: Eukaryota; Fungi; Basidiomycota; Exobasidiomycetes; Exobasidiales; Brachybasidiaceae
Exons: 1
Coding region: 34-2139 (701 amino acids)
Molecular function (GO): single-stranded telomeric DNA binding
Source: RefSeq, a predicted model, not a curated record